AUGGCAGUAAUCACAACGCUGUGUGCAUGAGAGACGCGAAAAAGCUGCUAAACGGCACCGGAAGUACUGCUUGGGUCCUUGAGACCAAGUACGCCGAAAGCAAAUCAGGAAGAUGGCUCAAAGGCUCCUAGUACGCCGGAUUUGGAUGCUCUCUGCAAAAGAGAUCCGCUGCCUCCCUGCAUCCUCUGCUGCUGUCGCCUCCGCUUCCUUUUCCACCUCCCUGCAGGCUUCCACAGCCCGGGCCUCCUUCCUCUCCCCGUCACACGCUCGGCAUCGUGCUCUUCCUCACGCCUCCCUUCGGCAAGUCUCCUUCAAUGUGCAGGACAACGAGGAUUUCACAGAGAGGGUCGUCAAGAGUCAACUGCCGGUCCUGAUUGACUUUCAUGCACAGUGGUGCAGUCCUUGUAAAAUUCUUGGACCAAGGCUGGAGAAGGCUAUUGCAAAACAAAAAGGCCGUGUUGCUAUGGCAAAAGUAGACAUUGACGAUCACACAGACCUGGCUAUUGAAUAUGGGGUGUCUGCUGUUCCAACAGUUAUCGCGAUGCGAGGAGGAAACGUUGUCGACCAUUUUGUGGGGAUCAAAGAUGAUGAUGAACUGGACUCGUUUGUCAGCAAGAUCAUUGGGAAUUAAACCAGCUUCCCCAGGCCUGUCACUUCACCACCGUCACGGUGCUGUUUUCAAUAAUUCUUUUCAAUGAUUCUGGCGUUGCCCAUUUAGUUUCUUGAGCCGCAAAGCCUCGACAACAGCCAAGCUGUGUCCGUGCUCACACCCAUCCCUCGUCUCACUGCUUUUGCCGUGUACCGUCUCCUCUAUCUCUCUGGUUCUUGUUUUAGUAAUGGGCCUCUGUUGACCUUGGAAGUAAACGCUGUGCACCUCUCUCAAGCACUUGCUGUCAUUAUUGACAGUUCUGACAGUUGUUCAAACUUUUGCAGGAGGUGUAAUGUGUAAUAGUUGUUCAUAGAACCCAAAAAUACACCACAGUACUGCUCUUAUAUUGUGCACUAUGCGAGAUGAGCAUUUAAAGUUUUAGUAGUAAAAAGGAUUUAACUUAAAACCCGAGACCUGAAUGAGGUGUUACACUGUUAACUGUAGUUUCUGCUUUCGUCCAUGCGAGGGUAGUGUUUCUCUUACAUGACCAAACCAUACAAAUGAUCGUUUUACACCAAUAUGCCUAGUAACAUGAUGGAAAAUGUGUGCGUUUGUACAUGUGCAUCUUUGGGUCCUGACUGUGAAACUUGCAACAAGCAGGAACUGCAAAUAAUUUCAUUUUCCUUUAUUACUGAAAUGAAAACUGUACUGCAAACAUGACCACAUGAAGUAAUAAAGAAAUCAAAGUAUUUUGCA
Molecule: messenger RNA, 1345 nt
Organism: Syngnathoides biaculeatus (alligator pipefish)
Lineage: Eukaryota; Metazoa; Chordata; Actinopteri; Syngnathiformes; Syngnathidae
Gene: txn2
Product: thioredoxin 2
Exons: 4
Coding region: 113-631 (172 amino acids)
Biological process (GO): cell redox homeostasis
Cellular component (GO): mitochondrion
Molecular function (GO): protein-disulfide reductase activity
Source: RefSeq, a predicted model, not a curated record